UUUGAGAUAGGCAGUGGUCUCCAUAGCUAUUGAUAGAGUUGCGUCCUUCCGCCCAUGACUUUAGCCACUGCUAUAACACAACAUCGGGAAUGCUUGAAUCAAAUUCACUCAUUUGGGAUUGAGAGCCACUAUCGAAUACUGCAAUAUAGCCAUCAGGGAUUUUAACACGUGAGUUCUCGGAGGCAAAUACAGAACUAAAUGACAUUAGUUCCGCUACAGGGGCACAAUGCCUAUGGGAUCGUAUGGGGGCGUAUUCUACUCGGAUGGAUCAUCUGCUUUGCGCUUUUGCCGACCAUCAAUUCCGGUGUAAGUACAAGAGAGUCCUUGAUGUACACACUAGUCGCCUUUGGUGGCAUCGUUAUUCUCAACACAUUUUAUCUUACAUGCAUAACAGGAGUCGCAGGCCUUUCGUGGACGCCCUUUCGGGUCACCCCGAAAUGUAGAAGUCAUAUGCCGUGCGAAAAAGCAGUCGAAGUAUACAGCGUGGAGAAGGGUUCCGAGAUGUUAUGCUUCCUGUUUCCGCCGGAAGAUGGAUCCACGGAACGGUCAGAGCGUUUGGCUUGAUGAAUUAGUCCCCACAAAGAAAUCUUAGGUUCGAUGAGUUUCGUUUAUGAAUUGCUAAUUCUCCACCCGUCGAUGUAGGCGCGCCCUAGCAUGCAUGCCGAGUUUCAACAAGUUCUCUAUGGGCCCUGAAUGGCGUCUGGAGUGCCUGGCAGGCUAUUCCUCAUCGGCCUGAGACAGCCAAGAGUGGGAACAUGGGAUUUAUUAAACUGGGAUGCCUGAGACAGGGAGAUUUGCAGAGCUAUCUGAAUUGAGUAUUCCGGAGCAUUGUUGCGUCUUUU
This is a messenger RNA of Aspergillus alliaceus, 842 nucleotides long. RefSeq lists its product as uncharacterized. The record is from RefSeq and is a predicted model, not a curated record. The transcript is spliced from 2 exons. Bases 199 to 564 code for a protein of 121 amino acids. Lineage: Eukaryota; Fungi; Ascomycota; Eurotiomycetes; Eurotiales; Aspergillaceae.